AAUAAUAAAUAAACAAACAAAAAAAUAAGAAAUGGCAAAAGCUAUCAUUCUCCUCUCCGCUCUUUGCGUCUUGGCUGUCGCCAAUUUCGCCGUCGCCGACUUCGAAAUCUUCGACGUCGAAGGCAAAGUCUUUUGUGAUACAUGCCGUCUCGGUUUCGUCACCUCUCUCAGCAAUACCCUUGAAGGUGCCACUGUGCGUUUGACAUGCAAGGACAUGGAGACACACAACGAGACGUUUACAACUGAAGGCAAAACGGAUUACAUUGGCAAAUACACAUUGACAGUUGAAGGUGACCAUGAAAAUGACAUUUGUGAGGUUACUUUGGUAAACAGUCCAAAAGAUGAUUGCAAAGAAAUUGUUCCAGAUAUGGUUAACAACAGAGUUAUUUGCAGUAAAAAUGUUGGGAUGCACAACGCUGUUCGUUUUGUUAACCCAUUAUUCUUCCAAAAGGACAAACCUAUCAAUGGUUGCAGAGAACUUGUUGAGGAGAUGGAGCUUGUUGAUCUCUUGAUUCUUGAAAAUGACAAAGAAAAGAAUUAA
Molecule: messenger RNA, 541 nt
Organism: Solanum tuberosum (potato)
Lineage: Eukaryota; Viridiplantae; Streptophyta; Magnoliopsida; Solanales; Solanaceae
Product: anther-specific protein LAT52-like
Exons: 2
Coding region: 32-541 (169 amino acids)
Source: RefSeq, a predicted model, not a curated record